Tripterygium wilfordii is the source of this 1629-nucleotide messenger RNA. Its product is annotated as TOM1-like protein 1. The coding region runs from base 252 to 1439 and encodes 395 amino acids. Gene Ontology annotation, biological process: protein transport to vacuole involved in ubiquitin-dependent protein catabolic process via the multivesicular body sorting pathway. The transcript has 2 exons. Lineage: Eukaryota; Viridiplantae; Streptophyta; Magnoliopsida; Celastrales; Celastraceae. Gene Ontology annotation, molecular function: ubiquitin binding; phosphatidylinositol binding. The record is from RefSeq and is a predicted model, not a curated record.
GAUAGUGAUUGGCUUGACUUUCUUGUUUUCUCCGAUUUCUCUCUCGCGGAGCUUCUGUCAGGCUUCUCCCUCACCAACCUUUUCUCUCUCACGAAGCUUUGGCCCCAUAUCUGUCUCUCAUGAACUUCGGUUGUUGGCACAAAUCGGUAUCGUAAAAAGGCGUAGGGAGGCAGAAAUUUCUAGGAAGAACAAGGCUUCAGUGAGUUGACUCAACAGCUUUUGACAUACAGAAGGUUUAGAAGUCUGCAAAUAUGAGUGACAAUCUGAUGGAGAAAGUGACUGCUCUUGGGGAACGCCUUAAGAUCGGAGGUACUGAGGUGGGGCGGAAGAUGAGUGCGGGCAUGAGCUCAAUAAGCUUCAAGAUGAAGGAAAUCUUCCAAGGUCCAAACCAGGCUGAUAAGCUUGUCGAGGAAGCCACCUCUGAGGCCCUUGAGGAGCCUGAUUGGGCCAUGAAUCUUGAGAUAUGUGACAUGAUGAAUCAUGAGAAAAUCAGUAGUAUUGAAUUGAUCCGUGGCAUCAAGAAGCAAAUUAUGAUGAAGAACCCUAGAGUUCAAUAUUUGGCCUUAGUUUUACUUGAAACGUGUGCAAAGAAUUGCGAGAAGGCUUUCUCGGAAAUUGCAGCUGAGAGGGUGCUCGAUGAAAUGGUGAAGCUGAUUGAUGAUCCACAAACUGUUAUUAAUAAUCGAAACAAGGCUUUAUUGAUGAUAGAGGCUUGGGGAGAGUCAACCAAUGAGCUACGCUAUUUGCCUGCGUAUGAAGAAACAUAUAAGAGCUUAAAAUCUAGGGGUAUCCGAUUCCCUGGUCGUGACAAUGAGAGUUUGGCUCCUAUUUUUACACCUCCUCGUUCUGUAUCAGCUCCAGAAGUGGAUGCUGUCCUCGCACAACAGAUUGAGCGUGGGAUUCCUGUACAGAGCUUCACUGCUGAACAAACGAAGGAAGCAUUUGAUGUGGCAAGAAACAGCAUUGAACUUCUUACAACAGUUUUAUCAUCUUCACCACAGCAAGAUGCUCUAGAGGAUGACUUGACAGUGACCCUUGUGCAACAAUGCCGUCAGUCCCAGACCACCGUUCAGAGAAUAGUUGAGACAGCUGGAGAUAAUGAGGCCUUACUUUUUGAAGCUUUGAAUGUGAAUGAUGAGAUCCAGAAAGCCCUCUCUAAAUAUGAAGAUAUGAAGAAGCCAUCAGUUGCUCAUCACGAGCCAGAACCUGCUAUGAUUCCCGUCUCUGUUGAGCCUGAUGAGUCACCUCGUCAUGCUAAAGAAGAUGCACUGAUUAGGAAACAUGCUGGUUCUCGAGGUGGAACCCCUGGAGCAAGCAAUGAUGACAUGAUGGAUGAUCUCGAUGAGAUGAUCUUUGGGAGAAAGAGCGGAGGUACAUCUGAUGGUUCGCAUGAUGGAAAGAAGCAGCAAUCCCCGAAAGAUGAUCUCAUCUCCUUUUGAGCUGCUUUGCUGAGGGUGUUCUUGAAAUGAUGAGCAGUUAGGUUUGAUAUUUGUUGACUGUUCAUUUACUUGUUACAAAUUUUUUUCUGCUUUCCUUCUGUUACUAAAUUUAUAUUUGGAUAUGAUGUCAUGAUUACAUUGUGUGGUACAAAUGGGAGAUUUAUAUGAACAUGUUUUACAGUGUGACUCA